GGACUACCCACGAAAUACAGUCCAUCACUAACAUCCAUUUGGAGUUUUUCUGGUACACAAAAGAAAACGUGUAUCAAUGGCCAAUCCUCUCCUUCUCAGAUAUUCUUCUACCUCGGCUCCAUACCUUCUCCCAUUCACUAGACCCUUCUCUGCAACCACCUCUCUCUCCUUUUCAGUCAAGAUGGAGGGUGGUGAAAUCACCCAGAAAUUUACAGACACAACCCAAGUAGUAAAUGAGAGUGUGAAGAAGAAAAUUUUUGUUGCCGGAGCUACAGGAAGUACAGGGAAAAGGAUCGUCAGGGAGCUGCUGUCGAGGGGAUUUGAAGUCAAGGCCGGGGUUUGGGAUUUAGAUAAGGCGAAAACUGUGCUUUCUGACGACAACCCAGCCCUCCAAAUUGUGAAAGCAGAUGUAACGGAGGGUUCUGCUAAGUUAUCUGAAGCUAUAGGUGAUGAUUCUGAAGCUGUCAUAUGCGCUACUGGAUUUAAGCCGGGUUGGGAUUUAUUUGCCCCUUGGAAGGUUGAUAAUUUUGGCACAGUAAAUCUCGUGGAAGCAUGCCGUAAAAAGGGUGUCAACAGAUUCGUACUUAUUAGCUCCAUUUUAGUUAAUGGAGCUGCAAUGGGGCAGAUUUUUAAUCCUGCUUACAUCUUUCUCAAUGUUUUUGGACUAACCUUGAUAGCGAAGCUUCAAGCUGAAAACUAUAUCAGAAAAUCUGGUAUUAACUAUACAAUUAUAAGGCCUGGUGGACUGAGAAAUGAACCUCCAACAGGGAAUGUUGUCAUGGAGCCUGAGGAUACUCUUUACGAAGGCAGCAUAUCUAGAGACCAAGUCGCAGAAGUUGCUGUUGAGGCAUUACUUAAUUCUGAAUCGUCUUUCAAAGUUGUGGAGAUAGUGUCUCGUGUUGAUGCCCCAAAGCGCUCAUACAAGGAUCUUUUCAGUUCUAUUGAAAAUCGAUGACUUAAUAGGUGUAAUACUAUGCAUGCAGAGUAAUAUUUUCAAACUUAUUUCUCCAAUUCUUUUUUGUUUUUCGAAUGACUUCCUGUUUUUAUAUAGAUAGUCAAGUGACUCUCGUUACAAUGUAUUCCAGUUCAUAAAGGCUGUAGAUAUGGUUAUAUAUUUUGUGCCAUUACUUGAAAAUUUA
Carica papaya (papaya) is the source of this 1139-nucleotide messenger RNA. Its product is annotated as NAD(P)-binding Rossmann-fold superfamily protein. The record is from RefSeq and is a predicted model, not a curated record. Lineage: Eukaryota; Viridiplantae; Streptophyta; Magnoliopsida; Brassicales; Caricaceae.